GGCUUGAUGCCGUGGAGGAGGCAGGCAGGCAGGCAGGCAGGCUGAGCUGACCCGCUUGUGGUGUGUGUCUCCUAGCCUACAUCCAAAAGCCAGGUCGUAUGCAUUAACGAGUGACAGUCAUCAGGUGUGUAGGUCGGUGAGGCCAUAAUACUACCCACCAAGAUGGUUGCUCUGUCGCUCAAGAUCUGCGUGCGCCAGUGCAACGUGGUGAAGACGAUGCAGUUUGAGCCAUCCACGCCUGUGUACGAUGCAUGCAGAAUCAUCAGAGAGAGAGUCCCAGAGGCCCAGACAGGACAAGCGUCAGAUUACGGCCUCUUCCUGUCUGACGAAGACCCCCGGAAAGGAAUCUGGCUGGAGUCGGGAAGAACCCUGGAUUACUACAUGCUGCGAAAUGGAGAUGUUUUGGAGUAUAAGAAGAAACAAAGGCCGCAAAAGAUCAAAAUGCUGGAUGGUGCAGUGAAAACCAUCAUGGUGGAUGACUCCAAAACAGUGGGGGAGCUGCUUGUCACUAUAUGCAGUAGAAUAGGAAUCACCAACUACGAAGAAUACUCACUCAUUCAAGAGGUGACGGAAGAAAAAAAGGAGGAUGGAAUGGGAACGCUGAAGAAAGACAGAACGCUGCUGCUGCGGGAUGAGAGGAAGAUGGAAAAGCUGAAAGCCAAACUACACACAGAUGAUGACUUGAACUGGCUCGACCACAGCAGGACUUUCAGAGAGCAGGGGGUGGAGGAAAGCGAGACUCUGCUGCUCAGAAGAAAGUUCUUCUAUUCAGACCAGAAUGUGGACUCGAGGGACCCUGUCCAGCUAAACCUACUCUAUGUUCAGGCGAGGGAUGAUAUAUUGAACGGAUCCCACCCUGUCUCCUUUGAUAAAGCUUGUGAGUUCGCAGGGAUCCAGGCUCAGAUCCAGUUUGGACCCCACGUGGAGCACAAACACAAACCUGGAUUCCUUGACCUGAAGGAGUUCCUACCUAAAGAGUACAUAAAGCAGAGAGGGUCAGAGAAGAAAAUAUUCCAGGAUCAUAAAAACUGUGGAGAGAUGACGGAAAUUGAAGCAAAAGUGAAGUAUGUGAAGCUUGCCAGGUCGCUGCAGACAUACGGAGUGUCCUUCUUCCUGGUCAAGGAAAAGAUGAAGGGUAAAAAUAAGCUGGUCCCGCGGCUGCUUGGGAUAACCAAAGAGUCAGUGAUGCGAGUAGAUGAGAAGACGAAGGAUGUGGUGCAGGACUGGCCACUGACGACAGUGAAGAGAUGGGCUGCUUCCCCCAAGAGCUUCACCCUGGAUUUCGGCGAGUACCAAGAGAGUUACUACUCAGUCCAGACAACAGAAGGAGAGCAGAUAUCCCAACUUAUUGCUGGAUACAUUGAUAUUAUUCUUAAAAAGAAGCAGAGUAAGGAUCGCUUUGGCCUUGAGGGGGAUGAAGAAUCCACCAUGCUGGAGGAAUCUGUAUCCCCGAAGAAGUCCACAAUUUUGCAGCAGCAGUUUAACCGAGUGGGUCGUGUGGAGCACGGCUCAGUAGCACUGCCAGGUAUAAUUCGUUCUGGGUCCAUAGGAGGCCCUGACACCUUCAAUGUGGGCACGAUGCCCUCUGCACAGCAGCAGAUCACCACAGGGCAGAUGCACAGAGGACACAUGCCGCCACUGAGUCUGGCCCAGCAGGCCCUGAUGGGGACCAUCAACAGCAGUAUGCAGGCUGUACAGCAGGCGCAGGCCGACCUGGGACAUGUAGAUAAUCUGCCUCCACUCGGCCAUGACUUGGCAUCCAGAGUCUGGGUUCAGAACAAAGUGGAUGAAUCCAAACAUGAAAUCCACUCUCAGGUUGAUGCCAUCACCGCUGGUACGGCAUCUGUCGUCAAUCUGACUGCAGGUGAGCCCACCGACACAGACUACACAGCCGUGGGCUGCGCAAUCACCACCAUUUCCUCCAACCUCACGGAAAUGUCUAAGGGUGUCAAGCUGCUUGCGGCACUAAUGGACGACGAGGUGGGCAGUGGACACAAGCUCAUGGGUGCUGCCAGGAUGCUGGCAGGAGCUGUGUCAGAUCUGCUCAGAUCUGUUGAGCCUGCAGCUGCUGAGCCCAGACAGACUGUGCUGACUGCAGCAGGAAGCAUUGGACAGGCCAGCGGGGACCUGCUCCGUCACAUGGGGGAGGGCGAGACCGACGAGAAGUUCCAGGACACCCUUAUGAAUCUUGCCAAAGCAGUGGCCAAUGCAGCUGCUAUGCUGGUCCUGAAGGCCAAGAACGUGGCCCAGGUGGCCGAGGACACUGUUCUGCAGAACCGGGUGAUCGCAGCUGCCACUCAGUGUGCCCUGUCCACCUCACAGCUGGUGGCAUGCACCAAGGUGGUGAGCCCGACCAUCAGCUCCCCAGUGUGUCAGGAGCAGCUUGUUGAGGCUGGGAAGCUGGUGGACCGCUCUGUUGAAACCUGUGUCAAGGCUUGCCGCUCGGCCAGUGACGACGGCGAGCUGCUGAAGCAAGUCGGGGCAGCAGCUGGUGUGGUGAGCCAGGCCCUCAGCGACCUGCUACAGCACGUCCGCCACUACGCCAGCUGCGGCGAGCCCAUCGGACGAUACGACCAGGCCACGGACACCAUCAUGAACGUGACAGAGAACAUUUUUACCUCCAUGGGGGAUGCUGGUGAGAUGGUGCGCCAGGCCAGGGUGUUAGCUCAGGCAACCUCUGACUUAGUCAAUGCCAUGAGAUCUGACGCAGAGGCUGAAGUUGAUGUAGACAACUCUAAAAAGCUGCUGGCUGCUGCCAAACUCCUGGCUGAUGCCACAGCUCGGAUGGUGGAGGCUGCAAAGGGGGCAGCUGCUUACCCAGAGAAUGAGGACCAGCAGCAGAGGCUGAGAGAGGCAGCUGAAGGGCUACGUGUCGCCACAAAUGCUGCAGCUCAGAAUGCAAUAAAGAAGAAACUUGUCAACAGGCUGGAGAUAGCUGCUAAGCAGGCAGCGGCUGCUGCUACUCAGACCAUCGCAGCUGCCCAAAAUGCUGCUGCCUCUAACAAAAAUACCAUGUCCCACCAACAGCUUGUGCACAGCUGCAAGGCUGUAGCAGAUUGCAUUCCCCAAUUGGUGCAGGGGAUGAGGAGCAGCCAGGCCCAGCCUGAGGAGCUUUGUGCCCAGCUCACCCUCAUCAUGGCCAGCCAGAGCUUCUUACAGCCUGGAAGUAAGAUGGUGACUUCAGCAAAGUCAGCAGUCCCGACGGUGGCGGACCAAGCUGCUGCCAUGCAACUGGGCCAGUGUGCCAAAAACUUGGCAACCUGCCUGGCUGAGCUCAGGACUGCUACCCAGAAGGCCCAUGAAGCCUGUGGCCCUCUGGAGAUCGAUUCAGCCCUCAAGACUGUGCAGACUCUCAAGAGUGAGCUUCAGGAUGCCAAGAUGUCCGUCAUUGAUGGUCAAUUAAAACCUCUUCCUGGGGAAACACUGGAGAAGUGUGCUCAAGAUUUAGGAAGUACCUCUAAGGCUGUGGGCUCCUCCAUGGCCCAGUUGCUGACAUGCGCUGCACAGGGCAAUGAGCAUUAUACAGGUGUGGCUGCCAGAGAAACAGCACAAGCUUUACGGACAUUGGCUCAAGCAGCCAGAGGAGUUUCAGCCAGCACCAAAGAGCCUCAGGCUGCAGCUGCGAUGCUGGACUCGGCUCAGAACGUCAUGGAAGGCUCGGCCAUGCUGAUCCACGAAGCCCACCAGGCCCUGGUUCAUCCAGGAGAUGCCGAGAGUCAGCAGAGACUGGCACAGGUGGCCAAAGCAGUGUCACACUCCCUGAAUAAUUGUGUGAAUUGCCUGCCAGGCCAGAAGGAUGUUGACAUGGCUCUCAGGAGCAUCGGCGAAGCCAGCAAGAAGCUGCUGGUGGACAUGCUCCCUCCCUGCUGUAAGACAUUCCAGGAGGCCCAGACUGAUCUGAACCACACCGCGGCUGAACUCAACCACUCUGCAGGCGAGGUCGUCCACUCCUCUCGCGGUACGAGCAGCCAGCUGGCUGCGGCCUCAGGGAAGUUCAGCCAAGACUUUGAUGAGUUCCUGGAUGCUGGCAUUGAAAUGGCAGGACACACCCAAAGCAAGGAUGACCAGAUCCAAGUCAUUGGUAAUCUAAAAAACAUCUCUAUGGCAUCCAGUAAGCUGCUGCUAGCUGCCAAGUCUCUGUCUGUGGAUCCAGGUGCAGCCAACGCUAAAAAUCUUCUAGCUGUGGCAGCAAGGGCAGUGACAGAGAGUAUUAACCAGCUGAUCACCAUCUGUACGCAGCAAGCAGCGGGACAAAAGGAGUGUGACAAUGCCUUGAGGGAGUUGGAGGCCGUCAGAGGUCUCCUAGAUAACCCAAACGAGCCGGUCAACGAACUCUCCUACUUUGAUUGCAUUGAGAGUGUCAUGGAGAAUUCAAAGGUCCUGGGAGAGUCAAUGGCAGGCAUUUCUCAGCACUGCAAGACAGGAGACGUGUUAGCCUUCGGGGAGAGCGUGGGUGUAGCAUCCAAAGCUCUGUGCGGGCUGACGGAGGCUGGAGGACAGGCCUCUUAUCUUGUCGGUGUAUCUGACCCCAAUAGCCAGUCUGGCCACGAAGGACUGGUGGAUCCCAUCCAGUUUGCAAAGGCUCAUCAGGCCAUACAGAUGGCUUGUCAUAACUUAGUGGACCCGGCCAGUAGUCCCUCACAGAUCUUGUCUGCAGCAACAAUAGUUGCCAAGCACACAUCAGCUCUCUGUAACGCUUGCCGUCUGGCCUCCUCCAAGACCUCCAACCCUGUUGCAAGAAGACAGUUUGUACAGUCCGCCAAAGAGGUGGCCAACACCACAGCCAACCUUGUCAAAACCAUCAAGGUUAACUCCCCAACUGAUCAAAACGGUUUAGACGGAGACUUUUCAGAGGAGAACAGAAACCGGUGCCGUGUUGCUACGACUCCUCUCCUAGAAGCUGUAGAGAACUUGUCAACCUUUGCCAACAACCCUGAGUUUGCGAGCAUCCCAGCUCAGAUCAGCAACGAGGGCUCAGCAGCGCAGGAACCUAUUGUGCGUUCGGCCCGCUCCAUGCUUGACAGCUCGACUUACCUUUUAGAAACCGCCCGAUCACUGGUCCUCAAUCCCAAAGACCCUCCCACAUGGUCCAUACUAGCUGGCCACUCCCGGACAGUUUCUGACUCCAUCAAGAGUCUCAUCACCUCCAUCAGGGACAAGGCGCCAGGACAGAGGGAGUGUGAUUACUCCAUUGAUAAUAUCAAUAAGUGCAUCCGGGACAUUGAGCAAGCGUCCCUCGCUGCAGUUGGACAGACCUUGCCCUGCAGAGAUGAUAUCUCCAUGGAAGCGCUCCAGGAUCAGCUCACAUCCUCUGUACAGGAGAUUGGGCAUCUGAUUGAUCCUGUCUCCACAGCAGCUCGAGGUGAAGCUGCCCAACUAGGACACAAGGUGACGCAACUUGCCAGUUACUUUGACCCACUCAUUGUGGCGUCAGUGGGCAUGGCGUCUAAGCUGCACGACCACCAACAGCAGAUGACCAUACUGGAUCAGACAAAAACCCUGUCUGAAUCUGCACUACAGAUGCUCUACGCUGCCAAGGAAGGCGGGGGAAACCCAAAGGCGUCCCACACCCACGAUGCCAUCUCUGAGGCAGCCCAGUUGAUGAAAGAGGCCGUGGACGACAUCAUGGUGACUUUGAAUGAGGCGGCCAGUGAAGUGGGCUUGGUCGGUGGCAUGGUGGAGUCCAUAGCAGAGGCCAUGGGCAGGGUGGAUGAGGGAACACCUCCUGAACCCGAGGGCUCUUUUGUGGACUACCAGACCACCAUGGUGAAGUUCUCCAAGGCCAUCGCUAUUACCGCACAGGAGAUGAUGACUAAAUCGGUAACCUGCCCCGAAGAGCUCGGUGGCCUUGCCUCUCAGGUGACGGUGGACUAUGGACAGCUAGCACACCAAGGAACUCUUGCUGCUGCCACUGCAGAGCCAGAGGAGGUGGGUUACCAGAUAAAGACAAGGGUGCAAGAGCUGGGUCAUGGCUGUAUCUUCCUGGUCCAGAAGGCUGGAGCCCUGCAGCUCAGCCCUACUGACAGCUUCUCCAAACGGGAGCUCAUCGAGUGUGCCCGCGCAGUCACAGAGAAGGUGUCCUUGGUACUGUCGGCACUGCAGGCGGGGAACAAAGGCACCCAGGCCUGCAUCACAGCAGCCAGCGCUGUUUCUGGCAUCAUCGCUGACCUGGACACCACCAUCAUGUUCGCCUCAGCUGGAACACUUAACCCUGAGAACGAAGAGUCUUUUGCGGAUCACAGGGAGAGCAUCUUGAAGACAGCCAAGACUCUGGUGGAGGACACCAAGCUGCUGGUCGCUGGAGCUGCAUCCAGCCAGGAGAAACUGGCCCAAGCUGCACAGUCUUCAGCCAAGACCAUCACCCAGCUCACCGAGGUGGUCAAAAUGGGAGCUACCAGCAUGGGUUCUGAGGACCCAGAGACGCAGGUGGUUCUGAUUAAUGCCGUGCGGGAUGUGGCCAAGGCUCUGGCCGAACUCAUUGGUGCCACCAAAUGUGCCGCCGGAAAGGCAGCUGACGACCCGUCCAUGUAUCAGCUGAAGGGCGCUGCAAAGGUCAUGGUGACCAACGUGACGUCUCUGCUAAAAACAGUGAAAGCAGUGGAGGAUGAGGCGACUCGUGGGACCCGGGCACUGGAGGCCACCAUUGAGUGCAUCAAGCAGGAGCUGACAGUAUUCCAGUCCAAGGAGGUCCCGGACAAGCCCACCACACCUGAGGACUUCAUCCGCAUGACAAAGGGCAUCACUCUAGCAACGGCCAAAGCGGUGGCCGCAGGCAACUCUGCCCAGCAGGAGGACGUGAUCGCCACUGCCAACCUGAGCCGCAAAGCCAUCACUGAUAUGCUGACUACCUGCAAGCAAGCAGCUCACCACCCAGAGGUGAGCAAUGAGUUAAGGAGUAAGGCCCUGCAGUACGGCACUGAGUGCACCGCUGGAUACAUCAACCUUCUGGAGCAAGUGCUGCAGGUCCUGCAGAGGCCUGUGCCAGAGCAGAAGCAGCAGCUGGCCACACACUCAAAGCAUGUGGCCGCGUGUGUGACGGAGCUCGUCCAGACAGCUGAAUCGAUGAAGGGAUUAGAGUGUGUAGACCCCGAGGACCCCACCGUCAUCGCCGAGACCGAGCUCCUCGGAGCAGCAGCAUCCAUUGAAGCUGCAGCCAAGAAACUGGAGCAGCUGAAACCUAGAGCCAAACCCAAGCAGGCAGACGAGACGCUGGAUUUUGAAGAGCAGAUCUUAGAGGCAGCAAAGUCCAUCGCUGCAGCAACUAGCGCUCUCGUAAAAUCCGCAUCAGCCGCUCAGAGAGAACUGGUGGCCCAAGGCAAGGUGGGAUCCAAUCUAGCCAAUGCAGUGGAUGACGGCCAGUGGUCUCAGGGUCUCAUAUCAGCUGCUCGUAUGGUAGCAGCAGCCACCAGUAACCUGUGUGAGGCGGCUAAUGCCUCAGUGCAGGGCCACGCCAGCGAGGAGAAGCUCAUCUGUUCAGCCAAACAGGUCGCCGCCUCCACAGCUCAGCUGCUGGUGGCCUGCAAGGUGAAGGCUGACCAGGACUCUGAAGCCAUGAGGAGACUACAGGGUGCUGGAAAUGCAGUGAAGCGAGCUUCAGACAACCUGGUGAAGGCAGCCCAGAAAGCAGCGUUUGACAAGACUGAAGAUGACAGCGUGGUAGUAAAGACCAAAUUCGUCGGAGGCAUCGCUCAGAUCAUCGCGGCUCAGGAGGAGAUGCUGAGGAAGGAGCGAGAACUGGAGGAAGCGCGGAAGAAGCUGGCUCAGAUCCGACAGCAGCAGUACAAGUUCCUGCCCACCGAGCUGAGGGAGGACGAGGGUUGAUUUGCUGAGUGAACGGGAUGUGCCAUGCCACGCUGCGCCGAUGAGACCCCUCCUGUCAUGGGGGAGACGUUGCCGAUGUGUGAUUGGCUGCUUUACUCUCAUAUUUUACCGAAGAAUAUACAGCACUUGAAACAGGCCUGUUUGGUAAAAAAAAACAAGUGCCUGUGCUCUCUGUAGUGUUUAUGUGUGAGUACGCGUGUAUGUGCGUGUGUGAGGUGUGUAUGUAGCUGUCAGUGAGUGUCAUUGAGGAGGCUGAUGAUAAAGAUGUGUGGUUAACGUAUUUUUACUUUGUGAGUGUUUCUGCAUCUUGAGCAUUACUGACUGUUACAAUCAUGAAUCGAAGAUGUUGCAGGAGUAGAAAUCCUCGAUUAUCAUUGAAUGUUUUAUAAAUGUUGAAGGAUUGGGGCAAAUAUAAAUUAAAAGAUAAUGCUGCAAGUGAGGGUUCCUUGCUUGUAUCCAUCCUUAAUAUAAAACAUCUGAGGGUUGAUUGCAAAGCAGGAGGGAGGGAGGUGCUUCAUUUCACCACUGGCUUGCAUGCACCAUAAUGUUAUACAUAUCAAUGAAGCUACUAACCAAUAGAGUAGUGUAGAGUGGAAGGCACUUGUAUUUUACUAAUAAAAUGUGAAGUGGGGGUUUGCUUUUAAGUAUCAAAUCCCUCAUAUUAAACUAUCAGCCAAAAAUAAGAGGCUCUGAUUGGAGUAACGAAACAGACCACUAUCCAACGUUGGCUCCAAAUAUAUUUAUUCUUGACUGACAUUUUGAAAGAAACUACUCAUUCUUACUGAGCAAACUGGUGUAAUCUGACUGAGAAUCUGGACUCUAUGUGACCAAAUAUUUCAUGCUGCUUGUACAUUAUGUCACUUCCUGUAACCCCUCCAGUCCUUCUCUUAUGUACACAGAGCUGUGUAAGGACUUUAUGUUUACAUUAUUUGUCGUGGGUUUUUUUUAUCUCUUGUUGUCGCCUCUGUUUUAAUUCCUCUCCCAUUAACACUGGCCAGAUUUAGUUUGGGUACCCACUGUACUGUUCACACAUACACACACACAUCCGCACACAGAUACAGUUAUUCUCCACCAGUCACUGCCCUGCCAUGGUAAAGGCAUUCUCACUUUCGACUGACUUGUCUAUAGCAAUACAUUACACUGAAUAUUAUAACAGGAUAAUAAUGAGACGCUGUGCUGUUGUAAGAUUGGUUGUGUGAAAAGAUAUUUGGGCGUAUGUUAUGCACUGAAGUCGAGCACUUAAGAAGGCAAUAUUAAGCUUCCAUUAUAUUAAAUGUAGGAUUUUCCUUUAAAAAAAAAAAACAUACACAAAGGAAAAGAUUCAAGCUCUGAUAAAGGAAACUAAUUCAAGGCUUUGUUUAUUUCUUAGGUACAUUAAUGUAUAAUAUAUUAAACAUUUUACGCACUUCAUCUCCUCAGUCUGUCCACGCCAGUGUCUUGGACUGCAUUGUGUACUAGUGCCUUACUCAAGUCUGCCCUGCGUGCAGCUGAAGAUCAGGCCGGCUGGGAGCCUGAGCCUUGUCCUCUCUGGAUCAGAACAUUAUGCCAGUCUAAUCCCCACUGGGGUCUUAAUGAACUGUCACUUAGUCCUUUGCCAUACAAUACAAUGCCUUGUGGCUGGUGGCCUACUUGCCUACUAUGUUAUAAUGCUGAUAUUAAAGGGCAUGUGUGGACACAUUAGGAUUUAAAGACCAUAUUGGACGACACUAGACUGCAUUCCAUGAGCAUGUGGCAAUUUGUGUGUGAGGAUAUUGUUGAAAUCGUUAUGCCAAGUCCCCCUUAAAAGCAGGACUAAAUAACUUCCUUGUUUCCUUGUCUAACCACUACUUUAUGUUUUAUCAGUAAGUGUAAGAGUUACCCUGAAGUAUAUUGUCUAACUGAGUUGUGCGAGUACUAACGGAAGUAGAUAAAAAGUUACUAGCUCUGUUCUGAAUAGGUGUUGUGCUUUUCUUUAACAGACUGCGUUAGUUUUAUGAUUUGAUGCCGUAUGUAUUAUAUUUAUCUGGUCACAAAAGUAUUUUUUGUAUUCACCAAAAAUAAACAGUUUCAAACAACC
Messenger RNA from Notolabrus celidotus (New Zealand spotty), 9877 nucleotides. RefSeq names its product talin 2b (gene tln2b). Gene Ontology annotation, cellular component: ruffle; plasma membrane; cytoskeleton. The transcript has 57 exons. Gene Ontology annotation, molecular function: actin filament binding; structural constituent of cytoskeleton; integrin binding. The coding region runs from base 163 to 7821 and encodes 2552 amino acids. NCBI's taxonomy places the organism in Eukaryota, Metazoa, Chordata, Actinopteri, Labriformes, Labridae. The record is from RefSeq and is a predicted model, not a curated record. Gene Ontology annotation, biological process: cell-cell adhesion.